Molecule: messenger RNA, 4068 nt
Organism: Mandrillus leucophaeus (drill)
Lineage: Eukaryota; Metazoa; Chordata; Mammalia; Primates; Cercopithecidae
Gene: ZNF202
Product: zinc finger protein 202
Exons: 9
Coding region: 460-2406 (648 amino acids)
Biological process (GO): regulation of transcription by RNA polymerase II
Molecular function (GO): DNA-binding transcription factor activity; RNA polymerase II cis-regulatory region sequence-specific DNA binding
Source: RefSeq, a predicted model, not a curated record
CGCAAAGGCCCCACGUGUUCCGACCCGCUAGGCCCCGCGCGGCUCGGAUCCGGCGGCGCUAUUUCGGUCGGGAGUGGGUGGGAGAGAAGCCGGGGCAGGGGAGGAGCCGCUGGAGCUGUCGGAGCCGUGACACCCAGGGCAGCUACACUCAGAAGUCACAAGGAAUGCUAGUGGAGCCCCUCAUCCCUCCCAGCUUCUCUUCCAAGCUGCCCGGUGGGGCUUGAUCCAGGAAGCUACUUCAGAAAGCUAUACCCUUUUUGUACUCUGUGUAUAUACUAUAUUGCAGUAGACAAUCAUUCCAAGGGUACAACAAGGUUUACUACAAUGUGAGGGACUCAGCCAUUGCAAAUUGUACAGAUGAGGGCCCUUGGCAGAAAAUCCUCACUGUGUCCAGGCUGAGGCUGGGGUCUAAUGACAGUGUGAGCUCUAGAUGGUGUGAGACCACCCCAAAGCCAAGAAAUGGCUACAGCCGUGGAACCAGAGGACCAGGAUCUUUGGGAAGAAGAGGGAAUUCUGAUGGUGAAACUGGAAGAUGAUUUCACCUGUAGGCCAGAGUCUGUCUUACAGAGGGAUGACCCAGUGCUGGAGACCUCCCACCAGAACUUCCGGCGCUUCCGCUAUCAGGAAGCCGCAAGCCCUAGAGAAGCUCUCAUCAGACUCCGAGAACUUUGUCACCAGUGGCUGAGACCAGAGAGGCGGACAAAGGAGCAGAUUCUAGAGCUGCUUGUACUGGAACAAUUUCUUACCGUCCUGCCCGGAGAACUACAGAGCUGGGUGCGGGGCCAACGGCCAGAAAGUGGCGAGGAGGCGGUGACGCUGGUGGAGGGUUUGCAGAAACAACCCAGGAGACCAAGGCGGUGGGUGACUGUCCAUGUUCACGGCCAGGAAGUCCUGUCAGAGGAGACGGUGCAUUUAGGAGCGGAGCCUGAGUCACCUAGUGAGCUACAGGAUCCUGUGCAAAGCUCGACCCCCCGGCAGUCUCCUGAGGAAACCACACAGAGCCCAGAUCGGGGGGCACCGGCAGAGCAGCGUCCACAGCAGGAAGAGGAGCUCCAGUCCCUGCAGGAGAGCGAGGUCCCAGUGCCCCAGGAGCCAGACCUUCCCGCAGAGAGGAGCUCUGGAGACUCAGAGAUGGUAGCUCUUCUUACUGCUCUAUCACAGGGACUGGUAACGUUCAAGGAUGUGGCCGUAUGCUUUUCCCAGGACCAGUGGAGUGAUCUGGACCCAACACAGAAAGAGUUCUAUGGAGAAUAUGUCUUGGAAGAAGAUUGUGGAAUUGUAGUCUCUCUGUCAUUUCCAAUCCCCAGACCUGAUGAGAUCUCCCAGGUUAGAGAGGAAGAGCCUUGGGUCCCAGAUAUCCAAGAGCCUCAAGAGACUCAAGAGCCAGAAAUCCUGAGUUUUACCUACACAGGAGAUAGGAGUAAAGAUGAGGAAGAGUGUCCGGAGCAGGAAGAUCUGAGUUUGGAGGAUAUACACAGGCCUAUUUUGGGAGAACCAGAAAUUCACCAGACUCCAGAUUGGGAAAUAGUCUUCGAGGACAAUCCAGGUGGACUUAAUGAAAGACAAUUUGGUACAAAUAUUUCUCAAGUGAAUAGUUUUGUGAACCUUCGGGAAACUACGCCCAUCCAGCCCCUGUUAGGGAGGCAUCAUGACUGUUCUGUGUGUGGAAAGAGCUUCACUUGUAACUCCCAUCUUGUUAGACACCUGAGGACUCACACGGGAGAGAAACCCUAUAAAUGCAUGGAGUGUGGAAAAAGUUACACACGAAGCUCACAUCUUGCCAGGCACCAAAAGGUUCAUAAGAUGAACGCGCCUUAUAAAUACCCCCUAAACCGGAAGAAUUUAGAAGAGACCUCCCCUUUGACCCAGGCCGAGAGAACUCCAUCUGUGGAGAAGCCCUAUAGAUGUGAUGAUUGUGGAAAGCACUUCCGCUGGACUUCAGACCUUGUCAGGCAUCAGAGGACACAUACAGGAGAAAAACCCUUCUUUUGUACUAUUUGUGGCAAAAGCUUCAGCCAGAAAUCUGUGUUAACAACACACCAAAGAAUCCACCUGGGAGGCAAACCCUACUUGUGUGGAGAGUGUGGCGAGGACUUCAGUGAACACAGGCGGUACCUGGCGCACCGGAAGACGCACGCUGCCGAAGAGCUCUACCUCUGCAGCGAGUGCGGGCGCUGCUUCACCCACAGCGCAGCGUUCGCCAAGCACUUGAGAGGACAUGCCUCAGUGAGGCCCUGCCGAUGCAACGAAUGUGGGAAGAGCUUCAGUCGCAGAGACCACCUCGUCAGGCAUCAGAGAACACACACUGGGGAGAAACCAUUCACGUGCCCUACCUGUGGAAAAAGCUUCAGUAGAGGAUAUCACUUAAUUAGACAUCAGAGGACCCACUCAGAAAAGACCUCCUAGCUAGGUCCCCAUGUGAGGAGAUCUGCUUUCAGCCCUCAUCUGAGGGAGGUGAGGAAUAGGAAAAGCCCUCUUGUCAGCCUGGGAAGACCUUUUCAAGGGAGUCUCCCUGACCUGCCCAGAUCUGACAUCACCUCUUCCUGCAAACUAAAUACAAGCCUGGGCAGAACCUCUCCGUCGUCUUCUACACCUUGAGGAGAUGUUUCAUCCAAAGUACAACCUGAAUUGAGGCUUCUCCUUUACUGGAGUGCGCCUGCCUCUACCUCAUGGGUAUACAGUAGGAGAAUUAAGAGACUUAAGAGGUUGUGGUUACUGUAUCGUCCAAAAAAUAGGCUGUUACAUAUCCUAAAGACUGCUCAACAGCUUCAGGUUGAAAGUGGCCAAGGACAGCCCCUUAGGUUUGGGAAGGGACCAGCCUGAAGGAUUCUGUCUUUAGUGGGGUCAAAUCUUAAAGCACACAGCUCUGAACUCAAGACAGGAGAUUUGCGUCCUCAUGGCUUUGCCACAUAUUCACAGGAUAACUGUAUAAAUCCCUCGCUGUCUGAUUCACUUCUUACCAUGCACUUUCCUUUGAUGCUGAGGAGAAAGGGAAGUGGGCGAAAAAUCUCAAGGCUGCUUCAUGUGGACCUUGUCAAGCUGCUCCCUCCCCCAAUGUCAAAUUUUGUUAUCAGGUGCCAAACUGCUAGAAAGGAGGGCCUAGUCAGAAGCCUCUUUCCAUACGAGUUCUGGUUUUGUUUUUAAUAUUUUUUUCUAUUAAAAUACUCAUGCAUUUAACCUUCCCAUUAUUCAGCCAGUCUCUUGGUUUCGUCCCUAGCACUUCUACUGCAAGUGAGGUGGUAGCGUUUGAGUACUUAUUGAGUAAAGCAUAUUCAGUCGUAAUGAAAUCAUUCACAUUUCCUCAUAUGCACAAGCCCACCAACCCCUUCACACCCCCAUCACAGGGGCGGUGUGAGUAAGGGGAUUUGGGAACAGUGUCAAGUUACAAAGGCACUGUAACAAUUACAGAAUCAUGAUUGCCAUGGGCCACUUUAUUUACAUGAAGACAACUGGAAAACGGCUAAGACCAAAUUAUGGAAAAUAAGAAAAAGCUGUUGCUGGCAAGACCAUCAAAACUAUUCUCCUGACACCCUGUUCCCAUCAUCCCUGACUGAGUACUCUGACGUCACGGAAAGUGUUGAACCUGGGACCCCGAGGAAUUCACCAGGAGUAAAUGGCUUUCAUGUAUUUGUGUUGUUUGCUUUUUCUUACGUGAUUUUAUGUUCCUAUAACUAAGAACUAAAAAGUAGCAUCUCAUAAUGGCCCAAGGAUCUCUGUUGCGGUUAAAGGUUCCUUGGAGAUGAGGCUGAAUAAUUGUGAACCUCACCUGCUCUGAUUGUGGGAGUGGCAAGAACUGGGGAGACAUCCUCCUUAAGUGGAGCACAGGGUAUGGGGUUAAAGCAUGAGAGGGAGAGUCUUCUGUGCCUGGUUUCUUCUCCUCUAUCUCAUAAUGCAUUAUGGGCCAGAGGAAUAGGGGAGGGUUAAUAAGACUCCAAUCCUAAUGGCCCAACAGGGAAAUUCUCAUUUUGGUCAAUGAUUCUGAUGGACUGGUUUGGUUUUAAUACCAGGCAACCGUUGUCCUUCUGGAAAUAUAUAUAUGAAAUAAAUAAAGGUAACACUUGCAGCCAA